Molecule: messenger RNA, 2671 nt
Organism: Scomber scombrus (Atlantic mackerel)
Lineage: Eukaryota; Metazoa; Chordata; Actinopteri; Scombriformes; Scombridae
Gene: gnl1
Product: guanine nucleotide binding protein-like 1
Exons: 12
Coding region: 119-1942 (607 amino acids)
Molecular function (GO): GTPase activity; GTP binding
Source: RefSeq, a predicted model, not a curated record
CGAGAAACUUCACCCAUGUAAAUAACGCCAAUAAAAACUGUGACAAGCCGUAGGCAGCAAUAUAUAACACAGAGCUACAUAUUUAUCUAAUACCAGCUAUUUAAAAAAAGAAAGAAAUAUGCCCCGAAAAAAGCCAUUUAGCAACAAACAGAAGAAGAAACAGCUACAAGUCAAACGGGAGAGAAAGAGAGGUGAUACAGGUUCUGGGCCCAGCAGCCGCAAUGCCAGUGUGGAGCGAGGAGGAGAGCGGCAGUCAGAUACCUCAGACAGUGAGACCACUGAUAUUAGGAGAAUAAAUCAGCAGCCCUUUGGCAGAGAAGGUAGAUAUGAUCCCAACAGGUUUCGACUGCACUUUGAAAAAGAGAGUAAAGAGGAUGUGGAGAAGAGGAAGAAGAUUGCCAGGGAGAAGGUGCUGCAGCCAGUCUCCGACAAGGAACUUGAGAUGGGUAUUAAUGAAACGUACCCCUCAGAGAAAGGUCUUGGUUUCCCACGACGGCCGCCCUGGAAUUAUGAGAUGACACGAGAGAACUUGUUGAAGAAAGAGGAAAAGUCAUACAGAGAGUAUCUGGAUGACCUGCACUCCAGAAACCCACCUGGCUCUCUUAGCCACUUUGAGCACAAUCUGGAGACAUGGAGGCAGCUAUGGAGAGUGUUGGAGAUGUCAGAUGUCAUCCUGCUCAUUGUGGACAUCAGGCACCCAAUGCUGCAGUUCCCUCCAGCCAUUUACCAUUACAUCACUGGAGAGCUCAAGAAGCAGAUGAUCCUGGUGUUGAAUAAAGUUGACCUGUGUCCUCCCCCACUGGUCAUUGCCUGGAAACACUACAUGACCUCUCAGUUCCCCAACCUGCAAAUAGUUUGCUUCACCUCCCAUCGUGGACAGCCCUACAGCACAGUGCUCCAGAAAAAGAGGAUGAGGAGGAAGGCUGACUGGAGUCAAGCUGGAGGUCCCACAGACAUCCUGAAGGCCUGUCAGGAGCUCACAGAAGGGAGAGUGGACCUGUCCAGCUGGGAGCAGAAGAUUCACAGAGAUGCUGUUGCUGAGCAACUGGAUGAGGAGCGGCCAGAAGGAGUGGAGUCUGUGCUAAUGGAGCAUCAAAGUGAUAGUGCUAUGGAGAUAAGCAGACCAUCCCAGGAACUCUACAAAGAUGGAGUUCUCACACUGGGCUGCAUAGGUUUUCCAAAUGUUGGUAAGUCAUCUGUCAUUAACAGCAUGGUUGGGAAGAAGGUGGUGAGCGUGUCUCGAACUCCAGGCCACACCAAAUACUUCCAGACCUACUACCUCGCCCCGACAGUCAAACUCUGUGACUGCCCCGGACUAGUAUUCCCCUCCCGUGUCAAUAAACAGCUACAGAUUGUGGCAGGAAUUUACCCAGUGUCUCAGCUGCAGGAGCCCUACAGCUCAGUUGGUUAUCUGUGUGAGAGAACUCCUUUCCUCUCUGCUCUGAAGCUUAAGCAUCCCAGUUUACAAGAUGAACCUCAGCAAGGAAGCCAGGGGUCUAAAGAGCCCGGCUGGACUGCCUGGGAUGUUUGUGAGGCUUGGGCAGAGAGGAGAGGCUAUAAAACAGCAAAAGCAGCUCGAAAUGAUGUUUACCGUGCAGCAAACAGCCUCCUGAGGUUGGCCAUUGAUGGCAGAUUGUGUCUCUGCCUCAGACCACCUAGUUACAGCUGCCUGAAAGACCAUUGGGAAAAUCACCCAGACUUGCCGGAGAUAAUGGCUGUACAAGGAAGGAUAACGGAGGAGGAAGGGACAAGAGACAGGGAUGAUGAGGACGAUGGAGAGUCCAGCACCGAGCCCGAGGAAGAGAGAGACCGGGACGCAGAUGAUGAUGAGGAUGGAGACGAUGACGAUGAGGGGUUAGGACAACGAAAGCGGAAGGAGGAAAAGCCAUCUGGCUUCACUGUCAACAUGUACAAUGUCCUUCGGGAAAAUGAGUGCGAGUGAUGACGGAGGGGAAAACGAGCAGGAAGAAAUAAUAUGUUCCUCUUUCCUGAUUUCUCCCCGUCGUGCGCUUUUCAUUCCUGUUUUUCCCCUAAAUCUGCAUUCCUUCUCCUUUUUUCUUGCCUCUACACACCUCAUGUCAUCACCUUUUACAUUAACAUGAUCUAUUCUAAUUCAUUCACCCUGUUUCCUUCUCCCGGUAAUAUACAGAGCAUAUUCAUGUACUCCAUGCUGUGCCUCUGCUCUGCCUCUUCAUACAUGACGCUUGUUCUUCACUGUUGCUCUGAGGAAUGGGUUUGGUUUGGUUUUUUGCAUGUUGUUCUCAGAGACGUUUGAACAAGUAACUUCCCUCAGUCUGGAAUAAUCAACCAGCUGGUUUCCAAUCUCUUUAUUGAUAAGUGACCUCACAGCUGAGAUGCCAAAAGGAUGAUAAUAAAAAAAAAUCUGUUGAUAUGAUGUCAUUCACUGGGGCAGCCUUUUGGCUCUCAGAGCAGCUGGAGAUCAACACAACUCUAAAUCGUCUUUAUAGACCAGAGUACAUCAACACUUUGGUUAAGGUGUGUGGGAUGGGAUAUGGGUAAUAAAACCCAAGAUUUCACACACAGUUUUGCUGUAUUAUCUCUGUGUUACAGGUUCAUUUAUCUGACUUAGGGUUUGAUUUAGAUUAUACUGUAUCUGAGAGUGAUAUUUUAUUUUCUGUGGCUCAGUAGUCAGCAGUAAAUUUCACUGGGA